UGGUUCGAAAUGUGAUUGGUUCGAGGCGGUCCCUCUCGUGAGCUCAGUCGGCAUUGCGUUUUCUGCGUGACAGCAAGUAAGCCAGUUAAACAGGAGCUGCAGUAUCAUACAUUUUGACCCGGUAUCGUUCAGCUUUCCGUUGCUAUGGACGUCUUCCUGUCCUGGCUGUUCUCCUCGGAGGAGCAGGAGCUGUAUAUUUUAGACUGCAUGGCUUACUUCAUGUAUUUCAUGGCAGCCCUCACAUUCGUUAGUUUGCUUUUCCAAAACGUCCCAUACGGAAGGUAUGCUUCGAGCAAAUAUGGGUUUCCUGUUAAUGUGAAGUUCGCCUGGUUCAUUCAGGAGCUGCCCUCCUUAUUGUUGCCUCUGUGUUUGGUGUUUUGGACAUCUUCCUCUAAAACGUCUCUAUUACCCAAUCAGCUCCUCAUUGCUAUGUUCCUCUGCCACUACGUUCAAAGAACCCUUAUUUAUCCAUUUUUAAUUCGAGGGGGUAAAGCAACACCGUUCGCCUCAUUCGCCCUGGCCUUUGCCUUCUGCAUAUACAAUGGUUACAUGCAGGUUCGAUACCUGAGUCACUAUGCAGAGUACCCUGCAGACUGGGUUACACAUCCACGCUUCAUCACAGGUUCUGCUCUUUGGCUGAUCGGCUGGCUGAUGAACAUCCACUCUGACCACAUCCUGAGGAACCUGAGGAAACCCGGCGAGACGGGUUACAAGAUCCCUCGAGGCGGAAUGUUUGAGUUUGUGUCCGGAGCCAACUUCUUGGGAGAGAUAACCGAGUGGACCGGCUUUGCUCUGGCGGGCCACUCGGCUCACAGUGCAGCCUUCUCCGUCUUCACCACAGUAGUCCUCGCCAACAGGGCUGUGGCCCACCACAAAUGGUACCUCGCUAAGUUUGAAGACUAUCCCAAAAGCAGGAAGGCACUGAUUCCCUUUGUGUUCUAGAAAGCUGCAGAGCCGCCUCGGAAAGCAGGAAACCCCUACGACUUCAGCUGAAAUGCCACUCGAGUUACGCUCGCAACACAAAAGACCUUAUGCGACACCUGUCCGUGGAAUGGACAGGGAGAUACAUGGAUCCUCCUUCCAUCCAAACAUAUCAACAAAAAACGAAGCAGAAACUGGAAAUCUGAAGCUGAUGUUGAAUAAAGACCAGUGGCGUGCACAGAUGUUUUAGGGAUCAGGUGCUCAAAUGGGGAAAUGGGGCACCUUGAACCUCCAGCUGCCUUAGUAGAGAGGCAGCCAAAGAGCAUUUAUCAUAUCAUUUAUUGUGAUGCAUAACUUUCUUGCUAAGAAUUCCCAAAGCCUGAUACUUUUAUCCGGCUUCAAUUUGGAAAUCACGCGCCUCCUCUCAAUAACUCACCCAAGCUUGAAACGAAGAGAUGAGAGUCCUGCCUGAGCACCGCUGUGGGGAUUCUCCACCUAUUAAUUAAAAAGAGGAACUCACUGAUAAACGUGGAUGGCAAGUCAACACCACAUGGAGAACGUGCAGAGCUUAAAAAGACAGAAACUGAGAAAAUAUACAAGUGGAAACGUUAGUAUUGAUUUGAAUGUCUCGUAGCUUCUGGCGUUGUUUUGUGGUGACUGUUACUAUGAGUAAAGAUUUUUUUUUUUUCUGAGUGCGAACUGUUAUAGAUUCAUAAUAAUGAGAUGAAAUGUUCAUCAAGUGCCAUUCUCUUUUUUACGAAAACAAACAUGUUCAAGAAGCAUUUUCCUUUCACUUUUUACAAUUCUACACAACCUAGUGCUGUUCUGUCACAUAAAAUCCCAAUAAAUUGAUAUUUUUUUAUGGUCAUGUGAAAGUUUUGAUAUCUUUUCCAGGCACAUAGUGCCCUUUUAUAGCACAAUCAAGUAAUUAUGUUAACGUCAGUUGUUAUAAAAUGCUGUAUGUAUAUCAAACAUGACUUAACCUUCACCUCCGGACAAUACAGUGGAAAACCGGACCCGGUCUGCUCUGUGAGGCGGAAGCUCAGAAGCUUGGAAACUGCAGAAGGAGGAGCUUCAUCCUUGAAGGCGGAGCUAGGU
Poecilia reticulata (guppy) is the source of this 2019-nucleotide messenger RNA. It is a transcript of the gene srd5a1, whose product is annotated as steroid-5-alpha-reductase, alpha polypeptide 1 (3-oxo-5 alpha-steroid delta 4-dehydrogenase alpha 1). The record is from RefSeq and is a predicted model, not a curated record. Gene Ontology annotation, biological process: steroid biosynthetic process. NCBI's taxonomy places the organism in Eukaryota, Metazoa, Chordata, Actinopteri, Cyprinodontiformes, Poeciliidae. Gene Ontology annotation, cellular component: membrane. Gene Ontology annotation, molecular function: 3-oxo-5-alpha-steroid 4-dehydrogenase activity.